AUGGAGGGGGAAGAGAGAAAAGGUGAAGAGAAAACAAAUAAGAAAAUGGAGGAGAGUGGGUCUGUUGGCCUUGGCCAUGGUGGUAGAAGGAGGAGAAAAGAGAAGAGAGAUGAAAGAAACGAUGAGAAUCACAUUUUUGGAAACAACAAAAAUAUCAGCAUGAAAAUCUCAUGUAUUUCUAACUUGGUUUGUUUGCAUAUUGUUGAUUUCCAUUUCAGGCAGAAUCAAAGAAACAAGAAGGUGGAGAAUUCCAUUGUUGUUAUGGCUGAUAAUACUAAUAAUGAUGGUUUGAAUGGAGGAGUGCCACCAGUACUACCAGUGGCACCAGCUCAGGCACAAGCUCAGAAUCGUGCUAUUCGAAGUUUAAGGGAUUAUGUUCUUCCUACUGUUACAGGAGUGCAGACAUGCAUCAGACCGCCGACUGUCACAAAAAACAGUUUUGAAAUUAAGCCGACUAUACUCCAAAUGGUCCAGUCCACAGUUCAGUUUGGUGGACUCCCCACAGAAGAUCGACACAUGCAUAUAGCUAAUUUUUUGGAGCUGUGUGCCACUUUCAAGAUGAAUGGGGUGAGUGACGAUGCAAUAAGGUUGAGGAUUUUCCCAUUCUCAUUGAGGGAUAGAGCCAAGAGUUGGUUGAAAUAUUUCCAGACCAACUCUAUUACUGCUUGGCAAGAUUUAGCUCAAAAGUUCCUGGCCAAGUUCUUUCCCCCAUCCAAGGCUACAAAGUUGAUGGGUGAAAUUAAUAAUUUUUAUCAGCUACAUGGGCAAUCUUUUUAUGAUGCAUGGGAAAGAUUCAAAGAGCUACAAAUAAAAUGUCCCCACCAUGGGAUUGAGAAGUGGAUGUUAGUCCAUAAUUUUUACAAUGGGCUGUGUGGUACUACGCGUACGAUUAUUGAUACUGCAGCUAGUGGGGCAUUUAUGAGCAAGAGUAAUACUGAAGCACAUGAGUUGUUAGAUGAUAUGGCGAUGAAUAAUCACCAGUGGUCGGAUGAGAGAGCCACUAUUAACAGAAAACGGGCUGGGGUUCAUGAGCUUGAUGCUAUCAUUGCUUUGACUACUCAGGUAGCUUCAUUAACUAAGCAGUUGCAACAAAUCACUGUCUCAGCCAAAGCUAUUCAAAUGCACGCUGGGUGUGAAAUUUGUGGGGGUCCUUAUCCUUUUGAUCAGUGUACAUUAGUUGACCCUCAGAAUAAUGUUCCUAUGGACCAGGCUCAGGUUCAAGCGGUGGGGAACUUUCAGAGGCAGUAUAAUAAUCCUUUCUCCAACUCUUUAAAUCAUGGGUGGCAGAAUCAUCCUAACUUCUCUUGGAGAAAUAAUCAGGGGCAACAACCACAGUUUCAGGGUCAGUAUCAACAGAAUAUGCCUCAGAACAUGCAACAACAGAAAUCUAUGCCUCAAGCAUCAUAUUCUCAACAGUUCAGACCACCAGCGCCUCAGGAGAAGCCAAAUGAAUUGCAAGUUGCAUUGUUGACACUUACUAAUACCCAAACUCAGUUUAUGACUGAGACUAGAUCCUUUAUUCGGAAUCUGGAAACACAAGUUUUUGGCGCUAUUGCCGGGGACUCCCCACAGAAGAUCCACACAUGCACACAAGUGGGUCAGUUGGCAAACAUGCUGAAUAAUAGGCUUCAGGGGAACUUGCCUAGCAAUACUGUGGUGAAUCCUAAGGAGCAGUGUCAGGGGGUUACUGAAGACCGACCUGUUUUUGGCAAGAACACACCAGUGAUGGUUGAAACACAGGAGAUUUUGAUGAAGAAGAGAAAGAUGAAGGAUUAUGAAAUAGUGGCUUUAACUGAAGAGUGCAUCACCAUUUUCCAAAGAAAAAUUCCCCAAAAGCUUAGAGAUCCGGGGAGUUUUACCAUACCGUGCACUAUUGGGCCUUUUAAGUGUAAACAUGCUCUAUGUGAUUUGGGGGCGAGUAUAAAUCUGAUGCUCUUAUCUGUUUUUUUUUGGCUUGGUUUGGGUGAAGCAAGGCCUACAAUAGUGACUCUACAGUUAGCAGAUCGAUCAAUGAAGCAUCUAAGGGGUAUCAUUGAAGAUAUGUUAGUGAAGGUGGAUAAGUUUAUUUUUCCGGAAAACUUCAUUAUUCUAGACAUGGAAGGGGAUACUGAUGUCCCAAUUAUUCUUGGAAGACCAUUCUUGGCCAUGGGGCAAACACUUAUUGAUGUUCAGAAAUGUGAGUUGAUGUAA
This is a messenger RNA of Humulus lupulus (European hop), 2190 nucleotides long. RefSeq lists its product as uncharacterized. Bases 1 to 2190 code for a protein of 729 amino acids. The record is from RefSeq and is a predicted model, not a curated record. The transcript is spliced from 5 exons. NCBI's taxonomy places the organism in Eukaryota, Viridiplantae, Streptophyta, Magnoliopsida, Rosales, Cannabaceae.